AUGCGCUUUCUAAGUUCAAGCAUCAAUACUAUAACCUUUAUUACCUUCCUGGAUUUUGCCUCAACGGUAUCUGCACACCCAGCAUCUGCAAAAACGACAUUGCAUCAUGUUGAUUCUUCCGCAUCCCAGAUUCUCGACCAAUCUAUCUCUGCCUCUACCUCUCCUAUUCAAUCCCCCGCCUCCUCCAUCUAUGCGCCACAAUCCUCGACCCACGACGAUUCCCUAAUAUCCUUAUCUCUCUUCCACUCUCUAGAAGAAUUAGCUCGCCUUGUCGAUAUAUCCUACUGUGUCGGCACAAGCGGUAUCGCGAAACCGUUUCAUUGCGCCAGCCGCUGUGAUGAAUUUCCGGGGUACGAGUUGGUGGAUACUUUUAAUACUGGGGUGGCAAAAAGCGAUAGUUCGGGAUAUAUUGUGCUGGAUCAUGGAUUGUCGAGUGAAGAGAGUGAAGGGAGUGAAGGGAGUUUUGUUGGAGAUGGAAAAGGCAGGAUCAUUGUGGCGUUUAGGGGUACUUAUUCUAUUGCGAAUACGAUUGCAGAUUUGAGUACGGUGCCGCAGGAAUAUAUACCAUAUCCGGAGAGUCCUGACAACCCUGACACUUCUACCGAAGCUUUUGAGAGAAAUACUAUACAACCAUUUAUCGACCGAAUUCCUCGACCUUGGUCUUUUUGGUGGACACACAAAUUGGGAACUGUAACAUCAGGGCAUAAAUCGGGGGGGACGGAGAGAAAGUGUACAAAUUGCACAGUCCACACUGGAUUUUACUCUUCAUGGCUCAACACGCGUCCAUGUAUCCUACCUCAUCUCAAUGUGUUGAAACAGAAAUAUCCAAAUUAUCAGCUGCAUUUUGUGGGACAUUCACUUGGUGGAGCAGUCGCCGCUCUUGCUGCAUUGGAACUCGAGGGAGGUGGAUGGAGGACUAUCGUUACAACCUUUGGAGAGCCGAUGAUUGGGAACCAGGGGCUAAUGGAUUUUAUUGAUGGAGCAUUCGAAUUGAAUGAGGGAAUGCACGAGGAUAUGAAUAGGAGAUACAGAAGGGUAACACACAUAGGAGAUCCGGUCCCACUCCUUCCAUUGAGAGAGUGGGGGUAUAGAAGUCAUGCUGGAGAGAUAUACAUCGGGAAGGAGGAUUUGCAACCCGAAGCUCAAGAUGUCCGUCCAUGUUACGGCGAUGAAGACACGAAUUGUAUCACAGGGAGCGAUAGUGACAAUUUAUGGUUUCGAGGAGAGGACUUAUCAACCAUCAUCCCCGUAGAUUUCCUAGACGAACUUCGGACAGGGAAAUGGGAUAUUAAACAAGAAGCUGCAGGGGAGGAAGCGGAGAAAUUGGAGAGUAUCCAGAGGAGAUGGCCAACACUGCCCAUCCCAACAAGAUAUAAACUCUGGCAAUUAUUCUUUGCACAUCGAGAUUAUUUUUGGAGGUUGGGGGUUUGUUUGCCGGGUGGAGAUCCGCUGGAUUGGAGGAGACCGCGUUAUAAUUUUACGGGGGAGGAAACGGAAAUGGAGAAGGAAAUGGAGGAUGGGAUAGGGAUAGGGAUUGGAAGGGAGGAGCUUUGA
This is a messenger RNA of Sclerotinia borealis F-4128, 1554 nucleotides long. NCBI's taxonomy places the organism in Eukaryota, Fungi, Ascomycota, Leotiomycetes, Helotiales, Sclerotiniaceae. The record is from the annotation of a GenBank genome assembly.